CAAACGAAUGUAUGGUUGCCUAAAAAUCAGGAUAUUAGUUGUGCUAUCAUAGGAAAGUUCACACAGAGAAAUAAGGUUGAAGAAAAAUGCCUUACUCAUUGGGUUGUAAUAGAUGAAAAAGAACUUGAUUUCUUAAUUCAGGAUUGUAUUAAAGAGGGAACAUAUGCUGGUAGUGAUAAAUGUCCACUUGGGCAUAUACUUAUAUAUUACGAGUGUUAUCAGCCUCAAUAUACAUAUUUACGAGCUUCGAUGCUAGCAUAUGCCUAUAUAAAUCUGCUUGAAAUGCUCCAAAGAUUUAGUUCUAAUGAAGUAGUAAGAAUUGCCACUGAUUCUAUAUAUAUACGAAAAGAGGCUUUGUAUAAGAUCGAAAAUGUGUUUGCCUUCUUUAAGCAAGCUAAUCAGUUACAUAGCAAUCUGCCAAAGAAUAAUUCUAAGAAUACUAAUAAAUUUCUAUAUUCAUACUGCUUUUCUAUUCCUUGUACAAUAUGUGAAAGAAGAUAUUUUCCAAGCUUAUAUCCUAUACAACUAUUUACAUGUGCUGAUUGCUUUUCAGAUUGGUAUUAUCACCAAGGUUUUUGGAAGGAAUCUAGCAGUACUGUCUUAAACGUAAAUAAGUGUGAUAAGGAUGAGAAGAUUCAUGGACCAGAUCCUAAUGUUGUAUAUUGGCUGAAAGGCAAACAUUGGGAGUCAAGAAGGUGGUUCUGGCAAAACAACAUGCGCAAUCCAAAUCUUCAAAGAUAUAACAUGGUUGUUUUCACCCAUACAAAUGUGCUAGCUAAAGAUUUCCAAAAUAACCAUAAAAAUGGUGUAGAAGAAUGGAUACCUGAACGUAUGGGAGAAAAGAAAUUUCCACGAGUUGUCAUCUGGGACGAGCCUCCACUAUUCUUCGGAGAAAUGCCUCAUGACUGGUUAAAAGAGCAAGCUGAUUACUAUGAGGAACUAUCAGAUCGUAUCUUAUCAGCACAUAUACUUUCUUGGAAAAUUGCUUCUCAAAAAUGCUUAAAAAUUCAUCAAGUAAAAUAUCCUGAAAUUCCAAUCCCAUUAAUUUAUAGGCCAAAAGAUAGACGCAAACAGAAUUGCCUUGUUCAAAUUCCUGGCUCAUCUGAAAAGAAGGAGUUAGUAAAAAAUGAUAUAAUAUAUUUGCCCUUAAAUACACUUCCUGACAAGUUCUUAAAAGAUAUAUUAGUAAAUAAAAAAGUCAUAGAUUGGGAACUUGGAUACGCAAUGACCAUUCAUACUAGUCAAGGAAUGACUCUUAAGUUGCUACAACAUGUUUGGGUCAUUGAUGAAAACCUAGCCUGGGAUAAUCUAAUAUAUUUGGCAGUUGGUCGUAUAAAAUAUUUAAGCCAACUCAUUCGGAUUGAAGCACCUCCAUUAUCUUCUGAAAUUGCCCAAGAGAUUGAGGAGGCAAAAAAGAAAAAAUGGCUAGAAUAUGAAUUGAGGCCGUCUAUUCAGAAAAAACUUAUCAGAUAUAUGGGCCAGGAUAAAGAAAAAGGCUGUGAAUUUGAUCUAACAGUUGACUAUAUCCUUACAUUAAAACAUAUUCAAGAAGACAAAUGCGCAUUAUGUCUUAUUGAAAUGAAAUUCAAAUAG
This is a messenger RNA of Racocetra persica, 1593 nucleotides long. The record is from the annotation of a GenBank genome assembly. NCBI's taxonomy places the organism in Eukaryota, Fungi, Glomeromycota, Glomeromycetes, Diversisporales, Gigasporaceae.